UAUGUAUAUAUGGAUGGUUCACUUAAAACUUAUCCACAAAAAUUCUUCUCAGAUAUCUUCUUUAUACCCCUUUUGCUUUAGCUAUACAAGAAACGUUAGGCUAAUACGAUCAACGGAGUUAUGUUCUUCAGCAGUCUGAGUUCUUGCUUAACGGAGCACUGGGGUGACUUGCCAUUAAAAGUUGACGACUCCGAGGACAUGAUCAUCUACAACUCCCUCCGUGAUGCUGUUAAUUCUGGGUGGUCUCCCCUAGAUUUUACUACAACGACGACGGCGAUAAAAGCUGAGCCGAGGGAAGAGCUUGAGCCUGAGCGAGAGCCUGUGGCUUCAAAUUACAUAACUGAAAGUGUUAGCAAAAAGGAAAAGAUUGUCAAGGGGAGACAUUACAGAGGGGUGAGGCAAAGGCCGUGGGGGAAGUUUGCGGCGGAGAUAAGAGACCCGGCUAAGAAUGGCGCCAGACUAUGGCUUGGAACGUAUGCAACGGCUGAGGAAGCGGCUUUGGCUUAUGAUCGAGCAGCUUAUAGGAUUCGUGGCUCGAGGGCGCUGCUGAAUUUUCCUCACCGGGUUGGUUCUAAUGAGCCGGAGCCCGUGAGAGUGACGGCCAAGCGUUCGGUUGCACAAGGAAUCGACUAAUGACCGCUAAUGUAACCAGACUCACUGUACUUCCGAUGGGCCUACUGCCUGUUGCAGGGCAGUAAUUGGUAUAUGACGCUGAGUUGGACAGUACUAGUGUAAUUGUUGGUAAAGUAUUAUUGUACUACAGAUAGCAAAUAAAGAUAGCCACAAUCUACCGACCAAUGGCAAUGUGGAU
Messenger RNA from Mangifera indica (mango), 811 nucleotides. Its product is annotated as ethylene-responsive transcription factor 2-like. Lineage: Eukaryota; Viridiplantae; Streptophyta; Magnoliopsida; Sapindales; Anacardiaceae. Gene Ontology annotation, biological process: ethylene-activated signaling pathway; regulation of DNA-templated transcription. The transcript has a single exon. The record is from RefSeq and is a predicted model, not a curated record. Gene Ontology annotation, molecular function: DNA-binding transcription factor activity; DNA binding. Bases 121 to 633 code for a protein of 170 amino acids.